This is a messenger RNA of Manduca sexta (tobacco hornworm), 1697 nucleotides long. RefSeq names its product prolyl endopeptidase. The record is from RefSeq and is a predicted model, not a curated record. Gene Ontology annotation, molecular function: oligopeptidase activity; serine-type endopeptidase activity. NCBI's taxonomy places the organism in Eukaryota, Metazoa, Arthropoda, Insecta, Lepidoptera, Sphingidae. Gene Ontology annotation, cellular component: cytosol.
AUCAUAAUCCCCACUGACAGAUAAAAAAAACAAAUCCGCGACACACGGAGAAGAUAAAAAUGCCUAUCAACACGAAUUAUUUGGAGAAGUUCCUUCGCGAGAGCACGUGCGCCGGUGCAUCCACGCUGUCCACCACCAGGAACAUGGUCUUCGAUUACCCAGCAGCGCGACGAGACGAGAGCGUCGUCGAUGACUACCACGGCACAAAGAUAAAAGACCCAUACCGCUGGCUGGAGGACCCCGACUCAAACGAAACCAAAGAGUUCAUAGAAGCAGAGAACAAAAUCACCAGGCCUUAUCUGGACGCGUGCCCGGUGAAGGGCGAGGUCCACGAGAGGCUCACGGAGUUAUGGAACUACCCGAAAUACUCGAGCCCGUUCCGCAGGGGCGACCGGUACUUCUUCUUCAAAAACACCGGCCUCCAGAAUCAGAACGUGCUAUACGUGCAAGAUAGUCUGGACGGCGAGCCGCGCGUGUUCCUCGACCCCAACACGCUAUCCGAGGACGGCACCAUCGCUCUCUCGGGCAGCAGGUUCACUGAAGAUGGCUCCACGUUCGCGUACGGCCUCUCCGUCAGCGGGUCCGAUUGGAUCACCAUACAUUUGAAGGACGUUGCUACGGGUGAAGACUACCCAGAGGUGCUAGAGAAAGUCAAAUUCGCCUCCAUGUCGUGGACGAAGGACAACAAAGGUCUAUUUUACUCGAGGUAUCCAGAACAGACGGGCAAGACGGACGGCUCGGAGACUGAAGUGAACCGCGACCAGAAACUCUGCUACCACCGGCUCAACACGCCGCAGUCGGAGGACGUCAUCGUCGUGGAGUUCCCUGAAGAACCUCUGUGGAGGAUCGGCGCGGAGGUGACGGACUGCGGGCGGUACCUGAUCGUGUCGCCGGUGCGGGACUGCCGCGACAACCUGCUGUUCUACGCGGACCUCAGCAAGCACCCCAACAUCGACGGCCUGCUGCCGCUCACGCAGAUCGUGCACAAGUUCGAGGCCGAUUAUGAGUACGUCACAAAUGAAGGCUCAGUGUGCAUAUUCCGCACGAACAGAAACGCUCCCAACUACAGACUGAUCAAGAUAGACCUGCACAAUCCCGCGGAAGAGAAUUGGGAGACUCUUAUACCGGAACACCAAAGUGACGUGCUGGACUGGGCGUCGGCUGUCGACCACGAUAAAUUAGUGAUACAUUACAUUAGAGAUGUUAAGAGCGUGUUACAACUGCAUAGCAUGAAGACCGGCGAAUUGCUGCAGUCGUUCCACUUGGACGUGGGCUCGGUGGUCGGCUUCUCCGGCAAGAAGGACCAGACGGAGAUAUUCUACCACUUCAUGUCGUUCCUCACGCCCGGCGUCAUAUACCACGUCGACUUCACCAAACAACCUUACUCUCCUACGAUAUUCAGAGAGGUGAAAGUGAAGGAUUUCGACGCAUCACAAUACGAGGCUAAACAAGUUUUCUACUCAAGCAAAGAUGGCACCAAAGUUCCUAUGUUUAUUGUAUCUAAAAAGGAUCUGCCCGGGACGGUCGAACCCGGCGCUGAUCUACGGCUAUGGAGGGUUCAACAUCAACAUCCAGCCGAGCUUCAGCGUCACGCGGCUCGUGUUCAUGCAACACUACAAUGGAAUUAUCGCCAUACCCAACAUCAGAGGCGGCGGUGAGUACGGCGAGCGGUGGCACAACGGCGGCCGGCUGCUCAA